Molecule: messenger RNA, 1082 nt
Organism: Neurospora tetrasperma FGSC 2508
Lineage: Eukaryota; Fungi; Ascomycota; Sordariomycetes; Sordariales; Sordariaceae
Exons: 2
Coding region: 1-1002 (333 amino acids)
Source: RefSeq, a predicted model, not a curated record
AUGCUUGCGACCAUUCCCGCUCUCUCCGCCGCCACAUGGCUCAUGCUCUUGGGCACGAGUUCGGCCAUGCCGGCGGGCGUUUUUGAGAGUACCGAGGCUUCCAUCACCGGUUCCUCUACCGCCACUGCCGUUGCGCCAGAUAUCACCGCCCUCACAGCAGUUUGGACCACUGUCAACGAUAGAGGCAGGCCUAUCACCGUUACCCCCGUGCUCACUACCAUCGACGGUACACCGACCGUGAUCUCUGCUGCCCCAGUCCCCACAUCCGACGACGAGAUCAUCAUCGACGAUGAGUUACCACCAUUCGAGAAGACCGGGAGCGGCGCCUUCGAGCAGUGUCAUAACAAAGAUGGUCCAUAUGCGCCUUUCUGCGAGCCUUCUCAUGGGCAAAACAUCUCUAUUAACACCGACCAGCACAUUACCUGGGACCCCGAAUAUUUCGGGCACAACACCUCCAUCAAGAUCGUCGCCUUCUACGACCAGAAGGGCACUGACCAAGCCUUUGCUACCGACUACAUGUCCUCCGGCUGGGGCUACUACGAGUGGAAUGUGAAGAAGAACCUCUUCUCUCCUAAGCAGUUCAAGAAGCAGCAUGCGCUCAACAUCACCAUUGGUUUCGGCGCCAAGAACCACAACGACCACCGAGUCCACUGGGUCCGUGGUCCCACUGUUACCAUUGUCCGUACCCGCCGCUUUCACGAGCACAAGAACGAGCUUCCUGAUGGUGCAGCUCUGUACAUUGGCAUUCCCGCCAUUGUCGGUUUCGUCCUACUCGUGUCAUGCGGUACCUGCCUGAUGAACAGGAAGCUAAGACGCAUUGGCGUUGGUAGCGUCAUGGGCCGUGGAAAGGGUUACAACCUCCUUGGUAAGAGCAAGAAGAAGGGUCUUUUCGGAAAGAAGAACAAGGAUGAAGGUAUCAGACUCAUGGGGCGUGACGAGUUUGAGGUGGAUGACCGAGAUUAUAGGGACACCCCUGACAUGGAGGACCGUUGGAACCGGUAAAGGGUUGGCUGAUUUUCUUUCAGAUGAGGAAAAGGCCGUUGGUCAUUCCGCUGACCUUUGGCCCUGAUUCCUCGGGACGG